CUGCGCCAGCGAGCCAGGCAGAAACUCGAGCCGGGAACAAAGAGGGAUCGGGCUCGAGUGUGUGUGUGUGUGUGUGUGUGCGCGCGCGCGUGUGUGAGUGUGUAUCGGCCCCAGCUGCGGGCUGGACCAUUUGGGCCCGAGGCUCCUGCUGUGACCCCCCAAGACUCCGCCGCGCCAGCCACUGCCGAUUCCCAGCGCUCACCAGCACAAACUUUAUUCUUGGCAAACUUCUCUUUUUCUUCCCUCCUCCCCCCGCCCCCCUCAGCAGAUUAAAUGCUCCUCCCGAAGGAAAACCGAAGCGAAAGGGAAGGAAAGACGCUCGGACUCGGACCACUGCAGCCCGGGAGGCUCUUUAUUGUUUACCCUUCAGGAAGUGGACUUUUCGGUGUUUUCUGAUUUCUCCUCGCACCUCCGCUGGGGCAAACGGAGCCUUUUGGCGCAAACCCCCACCCCUUCUCCAAAAGCAAACCAACACCGAAAUCGGCACCCGAGGACUCCACCGUGGAGAGGUUUUGCACGGUGACGCGCCACGGGAUUCUCCUUUGCACUUUGGAAAGUCGUGCCCUCUCCAGAAACGGUGUCCUCGGCGCACAGGCCCGGGCACCAAGGGCGGCGUGGGGCGAUCACCCAGCCCUGGCAGCCUAGCCCGGGGCACGCGGAGCGGCGCAGACGCUCGCAGAGGAGGCGCCGGCGGCCGCCGCCCUCGCAGUCUGGUGCCCUUCGCCCCGGGGCCGGGCGCCGGCAUCCAUCUGAGUGAGGAGGGAGGAGAGCACGGCGAUCGCGGCGGCUCCCGCGGCUGCUCCGGCCUUGGGCCCCUCGCCCGCCCACCCCGCUUCCAUCCGCGGUCCUCCCGCACGCAGUCCUCCGACUCUCACGACCCCCACCACCACCACCACCUCCCAUCGACACCCCCCCUCCCCUUUCCCUGCCGCCGCCGAGGGCUCCCGCCGCGGAGCGGAGAUUACAGAGCCGCCGGGAUGCCCCAACUCUCCGGAGGAGGCGGCGGGGGCGACCCGGAACUCUGCGCCACCGACGAGAUGAUCCCCUUCAAGGACGAGGGCGAUCCCCAGAAGGAGAAGAUUUUCGCCGAGAUCAGUCACCCCGAAGAAGAGGGCGACUUGGCCGACAUCAAGUCAUCCUUGGUCAACGAGUCCGAAAUCAUCCCGGCCAGCAACGGGCACGAGGUGGUCAGACAAGCACCGUCCUCUCAGGAGCCCUACCACGACAAGGCCAGAGAACACCCUGAUGACGGAAAGCAUCCAGAUGGAGGCCUAUACAACAAGGGACCCCCCUACUCCAGUUAUUCUGGCUACAUAAUGAUGCCAAAUAUGAAUAGUGACCCGUACAUGUCAAAUGGAUCCCUUUCUCCACCCAUUCCGAGGACAUCCAAUAAAGUGCCGGUGGUGCAGCCAUCCCACGCCGUCCACCCUCUCACCCCCCUCAUCACUUACAGUGACGAGCACUUUUCUCCAGGAUCACACCCGUCACACAUCCCAUCAGAUGUCAACUCCAAGCAAGGCAUGUCAAGACACCCUCCAGCUCCUGAAAUCCCCACCUUUUACCCCUUGUCUCCAGGCGGUGUUGGACAGAUCACCCCACCCCUUGGCUGGCAAGGUCAGCCUGUAUAUCCCAUCACGGGUGGAUUCAGGCAACCCUACCCAUCCUCACUGUCAGGCGACACUUCCAUGUCCAGGUUUUCCCACCAUAUGAUUCCUGGUCCUCCUGGCCCCCACACAACUGGCAUUCCUCAUCCAGCUAUUGUAACGCCUCAGGUCAAGCAGGAGCACCCCCACACUGACAGUGACCUAAUGCACGUGAAGCCUCAGCAUGAACAGAGAAAGGAGCAGGAGCCAAAAAGACCUCACAUUAAGAAGCCUCUGAAUGCUUUCAUGUUAUACAUGAAAGAAAUGAGAGCGAAUGUCGUAGCAGAGUGUACGCUAAAAGAGAGCGCAGCUAUCAACCAGAUCCUGGGCAGGAGGUGGCACGCCCUCUCCCGGGAAGAACAGGCCAAAUAUUAUGAAUUAGCACGGAAAGAAAGACAGCUACAUAUGCAGCUGUAUCCUGGCUGGUCAGCACGAGACAAUUAUGGCAAGAAGAAGAAGAGGAAGAGAGAGAAGCUACAGGAGUCUGCUUCAGGUGGCAAAAGAAGCUCAUUCCCAACGUGCAAAGCCAAGGCAGCAAACCCAGGCCCUCUUCUGGAGAUGGAGGCUUGUUGAAAACCCAGACUGUCUCCAACAGCUUGCCCAGCUGGCCCCAAGGAACACUGACAGCAACCUUACCCUGAGGUCACUGCUAGCGACCCUCGACCCACAGAGACAGUCACUGCCAGCCCUCCCUCCUGUCUACUGCAAGCACCGACUUCCAAAACAAAGCUGAAAAAAAAAAAAAAUGGUUGCUUCUGAAAAAGAAAAAUUAAAAAAAAAAAAAAAAAAAGCCCAUGAGAAUGCUAGCAGGCCCUGCCCACUGAGCAGCACUGCUUCCGGUCUCUGCGUGCACUUCUCCAGCCUCUUCUCCGCAGGCCUGUCACCCUCCGGCAAGGACGGUACCUUGGCUGUGCUUGCCUUGUCAUGUGCAACUAGAGCCAGUGGCCAGAACAGGCAUUAGCAUCCUGGCGUGAGCAUUGUGGAAGAUUCCUCCUGUUUCUGUCUCCAUUUUCCUAUCUUUUCAAGUUUUUAUUUAACAGUACAAAAGGA
Messenger RNA from Psammomys obesus (fat sand rat), 2693 nucleotides. It is a transcript of the gene Lef1, whose product is annotated as lymphoid enhancer binding factor 1. The record is from RefSeq and is a predicted model, not a curated record. The coding region runs from base 978 to 2216 and encodes 412 amino acids. Gene Ontology annotation, biological process: regulation of transcription by RNA polymerase II; canonical Wnt signaling pathway. The transcript has 11 exons. Gene Ontology annotation, molecular function: RNA polymerase II cis-regulatory region sequence-specific DNA binding; DNA-binding transcription factor activity, RNA polymerase II-specific. NCBI's taxonomy places the organism in Eukaryota, Metazoa, Chordata, Mammalia, Rodentia, Muridae. Gene Ontology annotation, cellular component: beta-catenin-TCF complex.